Molecule: messenger RNA, 1897 nt
Organism: Prorocentrum cordatum
Lineage: Eukaryota; Dinophyceae; Prorocentrales; Prorocentraceae
Source: the annotation of a GenBank genome assembly
CUGAUGUGCGGUAUUGCUACAGCGCGAUCAGUGACAUUGUGGCGAAUUCGGAGGGCACGGACAGCGGGGCAUGCACUUACAUCAAGUACCAGGUCACCACGAGCACCCGGACCACCAAGACAAGCAGCACAGAGACCAGCAGCACCAUCAGCAGCAUGACAGACACCUCCACCCUGAGUGGGACCGCGACCAGCUCGGUAACGCUGACAUUCACUAUCAGCUCGUUCAGUGUCACAGUCACAACGAGUAGCUCAUCCGCCAGUAGCAGCACGACAGUUACAGCAGCGACCUCGACUGCCACUACUUUUUCAGGCGCUGCUUCAACGACGGUUACAAGUGUAUCCACGGAAGCAUUGUACAUUGACGGUCCGCGAGUAGCCAGUGCUGCAUGGUCUGGUCUAUGCUACAGCCCACCUUCCUCGAGGACUGAUGCUGAGGCGGCGUGCAACGCAGAUCCUGAUUGCACUGCCCUGCAUGACAACGACUGUACGGACAUUGGUGUGCGAUAUUGCUAUAGCGCGAUCAGUGACAUUGUGGCGAACUGGGAGGGCACGAACAGCAGGGCCUGCACCUACAUCAAGUACCAGGUCACCACCAGCACCCUCAGCACAACCACAUCAACCAUUGCGACUGUAUCCACGGAAGCAUUGUACAUUGACGGUCCGCGGGUGGCCAGUGCUGCGUGGUCUGGUCUAUGCUACAGCCCAUCGUCCUCGAGGGCUGACGCUGAAGCGGCGUGCAACGCAGAUCCUGAUUGCAUUGCCCUGCAUGACAACGACUGUACGAACACAGGUGUGCGAUAUUGCUACAGCGCGAUCAGUCGACAUUGUGGCGAACUGGGAGGGGACGAACAGCAGGGCUUGCACCUACGUCAAGUACCAGGUUACCACCAGCACUCUCAGCACAGCAACAUCAGUCAGUGAGACUGUCUCAACUGCUACCACUACUGUGACAACCGUAUCCACUGAAGCUUUCUACAUUGACGGUCCACGAGUGGCCAUUGCUGCGUGGUCUGGUCUGUGUUACAGCCAAACGUCCACGAGGGCUGAUGCUGAGGCAGCGUGCAACGCAGAUCCUGAUUGCACUGCCCUGCAUGACAACGACUGUACGGAUACUGAUGUGCGGUAUUGCUACAGCGCGAUCAGUGACAUUGUGGCGAAUUCGGAGGGCACGGACAGCGGGGCAUGCACUUACAUCAAGUACCAGGUGACCACGAGCACCCGGACCACCAAGACAAGCAGCACAGAGAGCAGCAGUACCAUCAGCAGCAUGACAGACACCUCCACCCUGAGUGGGACCGCGACCAGCUCGGUAACGCUGACAUUCACUAUCAGCUCGUUCAGUGUCACAGUCACAACGAGUAGCUCAUUCGCCAGUAGCAGCACGACAGUUACAGCAGCGACCUCGACUGCCACUACUUUUUCAGGCGCUGCUUCAACGACGGUUACAAGUGUAUCCACGGAAGCAUUGUACAUUGACGGUCCGCGAGUAGCCAGUGCUGCAUGGUCUGGGCUAUGCUACAGCCCAUCGUCCUCGAGGGCUGAUGCUGAGGCGGCGUGCAACGCAGAUCCUGAUUGCAUUGCCCUGCAUGACAACGACUGUACGAACACAGGUGUGCGAUAUUGCUACAGCGCGAUCAGCGACAUUGUGGUGAACUGGGGGGGCACGAACAGCAGGGCCUGCACCUACAUCAAGUACCAGGUCACCACCAGCACCCUCAGCACAACCACAUCAACCAUUGCGACUGUAUCCACGGAAGCAUUGUACAUUGAGGGUCCGCGGGUGGCCAGUGCUGCAUGGUCUGGUCUAUGCUACAGCCCAUCGUCCUCGAGGGCUGACGCUGAAGCGGCGUGCAACGCAGAUCCUGAUUGCACUGCCCUGCAUGACAACGACUGUA